AUGUCUGCCUCUUGUUCAGCGUUGAGACGGCUGACCCACAGGUCUCCCCGCACUUGGCCCUCCCGCAUCUCCUCCGUCUCCAGGCCUGCAUCCUCUCUUUCCUCCAUUGCUCGUCCCAGUCUCAGGACUCCCUCAACAUUUUCUCGCGUCUCUCGAUUUUCCACCAUGUCUCCUCUUCAACAUGCUGCUCCCGUCGUUCCCGGCGAUAAGCCGUACGACCCGGAGAUCAAGGAUAUGGCCGACUAUAUCCACAACUACAAUGUGAACUCGGACUUGGCGUAUGACACCGCCCGUUUGGUGUUCCUCGACACCCUAGGUUGCGGUCUGGAGGCUUUGAAGUUCAAGGAAUGCUCCAAGCUCCUGGGCCCGGUGGUGGACGGCACCGUGGUCCCCAAUGGCACUCGUGUUCCGGGAACCCCCUACCAGCUGGACCCUGUCAAUGGCGCUUUCAACAUUGGUGCUAUGAUCCGCUGGCUGGACUACAACGACUGCUGGUUGGCUGCUGAGUGGGGUCACCCCUCGGACAACCUGGGCGGUAUUCUGGCUGUCGCCGACUGGGUUUCUCGCACAAACCGUGCGGGCGGAAACAUCGCCGGCGGCAAGAUCUUCCAGGUCAAGGAUGUCCUGGAGGCCAUGAUCAAGGCCCACGAGAUCCAGGGUGUGUUGGCGCUGGAGAACUCCUUCAACAAGGUCGGCUUGGACCACGUGGUCCUGGUCAAGGUUGCCACCACUGCCGUGGUUGCAAAGAUGCUCGGUCUCAGCGAGAAGCAGACCGCAGAUGCGAUUACCCAGGCGUUCGUGGACGGACAGUCGCUCCGUACCUACAGACACUCCCCCAACACCAUGUCGAGGAAAUCCUGGGCUGCGGGUGACGCAUGCCAGCGGGCCGUCAACCUCGUCUUGAAGGUUCAGAAGGGCGAGGGUGGCCUGCACACCGUUCUGUCUGCUCCCAUCUGGGGUUUCUACGAUGUCCUGUUCAAGGGCAACAAGUUCCAGUUCCAGCGCCCCUACGGUAGCUACGUCAUGGAGAAUGUUCUUUUCAAGGUCUCCUACCCGGCCGAAUUCCACUCCCAGACUGCCAUCGAGGCCGCUCAGAUCGUCAACGUGAAGCUCAAGGCUCUUGGAAAGACCGCCGCUGACAUUAAGGAGAUCAGAAACCGCACCCACGAGGCGUGCAUCCGUAUCAUUGACAAGCAGUUCAAGCCGAUGGACAACUUUGCCGAUCGUGACCACUGUGUCCAGUACAUGGUCGCAACCAUGUUGGCCUUCAACCGGUUGACUGCCAACGACUACGCCGACGGAUCGGAGGCCGCUACCUCUCAGCUCCUGGAUGACCUGCGGAAGCGCAUCUACUGUGUCGAGGACCCCCAGUUCACCAAGGAUUACCACGACCCUGCCAAGCGCACCAUUCCCAACGCCCUCACCGUUACUCUGAACGACGGAACGGUGCUUGAUGAGGUGGUUGUUGAGGCGCCCUUGGGCCACCGUCUGCGGCGUGAGGAGGCCAAGCCGGAGAUUCUGGCCAAGUACAAGCGUCAUCUGGAGGCGCACUUUGACCAGGCCCGUAUUGACCAGCUCAUCCAGAUUGGCUGGGACCGGGCCGCUCUCGAGGGCUAUGAUGUCGACCAGUACGUCGACCUGUAUGUCAAGGACCAGAUUGUGGCAUCCCAGUAG
Molecule: messenger RNA, 1674 nt
Organism: Aspergillus luchuensis
Lineage: Eukaryota; Fungi; Ascomycota; Eurotiomycetes; Eurotiales; Aspergillaceae
Gene: PDH1
Product: putative 2-methylcitrate dehydratase
Exons: 4
Coding region: 1-1674 (557 amino acids)
Cellular component (GO): mitochondrion
Molecular function (GO): 2-methylcitrate dehydratase activity; 2 iron, 2 sulfur cluster binding
Source: RefSeq, a predicted model, not a curated record